Molecule: messenger RNA, 1013 nt
Organism: Helicoverpa zea (corn earworm)
Lineage: Eukaryota; Metazoa; Arthropoda; Insecta; Lepidoptera; Noctuidae
Exons: 4
Coding region: 177-662 (161 amino acids)
Source: RefSeq, a predicted model, not a curated record
UCAUUCUGUUUUUAGUCGCCUUGUGACACGCGUCUAAAUAUUAUAGAAAAGUUAAAGUUAAAUAAUUAUUAGAACCCAGUUGUUUUUAGUGUGCUUUUAUUUUCAACAGAGUGGAAGUUAGUUAUUUAUCAAUUUGAAGCUGGUUGUUAAUCAAAAGUGCCUUAUCAACGGACAAUAUGAAACUCGUUAUAUCAGCAUUGGUCAUAAUGAUCUCUGGCAUCUGUCUCUGCAUGGACGAGGAAAAAUAUAUGAAAGAAAAUAAUCUUAUUAAGUGCUACGAAUGCCUCUCGGAUCCACUGGACGGGGCCAAUGCAACCUGUAGGACUGAUGUGACUGGCGUACGUGAGUGCUAUGGCAAAGAAUGCAAUGUUCUAAAGAUGGAAUUUCUCGGCGAUGACAUAGUGUAUCGUAUGUGUAACGGCAAACACUAUACACAUGGUAUCUCACGCACGAUAUUUUCAACCGAAGAGGGCGGCAUGCAGCGUUUAGGUCUGAAAGUUUCUUGGUCAACAUGCCACGAAAACCUUUGCAAUUCUUAUAACAUAAAGGAUAAAGCUGUUGAUUCAUUUGCGACUGGUUCUUCAGUUAUUUGGAGAACUCACGUGCUGACCUUGUUUGCAAGUGUGGUGGUACCCCUUAAGUAUUGUGCUUACUUCUAUUAAUAUAUAAUAAUGUCUGAGACCCAAGUUCACCGACCACUUUAUGUUGACUUAAAGCAGCUGGUUACUAAUAUAUUUUGUACGUUCCAAUUUUCAAAGUAACUAGUUUCGUUAGGAAUACUUUACGUUUACUUUAUCAGUGAACUUCGGUCUUGAUUGGUAUAUUUGUAGGUACAAUUUGUUGGCUAAACUAGAACUUAAUUUCAGGAACAUAUAUAAACUGUGCACAAAAUAUAUACCGAUGUCUUCUGAAUGUGCCUUCUAAUAGUUUUAAGUAUUUUUAAGUAUAUUCCGCAUCUUUCAACAAAGUUGUUUCUUUGUUUGUUUUUCAUCAAUAAAGUGCUUCAACUUUAA